Effrenium voratum is the source of this 2393-nucleotide messenger RNA. Lineage: Eukaryota; Dinophyceae; Suessiales; Symbiodiniaceae. The record is from the annotation of a GenBank genome assembly.
AUGCUGGACGUCAACGAUGACUUUGAUCAGCUGGAAAGAAGAUUCGAGCAGCAGUACGAGGUGACAGAGCCAAAGGUGCUUGGAGAGGGCACCUACGGAAAGGUGUACAAGGCGGUCCGCAGACAAAACGGCCAGGUAGUGGCAAUCAAGCGGAUAAAGCUUAACCCAGAUGAUGAUGAGGGCAUCCCGAGCACUGCUCUUCGCGAAGUGGCUGUGCUGAAGGAGCUGGACAGUGAGUUUGUGGUGAAGCUGUUUGAGGUGUUUUGCUCGCCCAACAAGCUGGUCCUGGUUUUCGAGCUCAUGGAGAAUGACCUGAGGAAGUACAUGAAGUCGGUGAAGGGCGUGUUGCAGCCGAGAGACAUCAAGAGCCUCUGCUGGCAGCUGGUGAAGGGACUGGAAGUCUGCCACGCGAGGCGGAUCAUCCAUAGGGACAUCAAGCCUCAGAAUCUGCUCAUCGACCACCACCUCCGGCUGAAGCUCGCGGACUUCGGCCUCGCGCGGGCCUUCGUGGUGCCAGUGCCCAAGUACACUCAUGAGGUGGUGACGGUCUGGUACCGCGCCCCAGAAAUCCUCCUGGGCUCGAGCAUCUACAGCAUCGGUGUGGACAUGUGGGCCGUUGGCUGCGUCUUUGCCGAGAUGGCCACAGGCUCGCCGCUGUUCGCGGGCGACUCUGAGAUCGACACCAUCUUCAAGAUCUUUCAGAAGCUUGGCACGCCCACCGACGACGUCUGGCCUGAUAUCCGAGAGCUUCCAAAUUUCAAGCCGAACUUCCCUUCCUGGAGGCCGAAAGGUUGGCAGAACAUCCGCAACACCAAGACCCAGGUGGGAGAGAACGGCAUUGACUUGCUCGAGAAGUUCAUGGCCUACGACCCGAAGCAGCGGUGGCCAAGUCCUGAGCCUUGCGGUUUCGAGCAGAGCGGUGUGCCCCUGGUGGCAAGAGAGAUGCGAAACGCCGUGAAGCAUCGAUUCGAAGGCCGAAGGGCGAUGGGUUUGCAGCCAAAGCUCGCCGAGUCUAUGCAGGCAACAACCGUUGCGCGCAUUGACAAGGGAGACAUGCUUCUUCUUUGCAACCCGGCGAGAAGAGGCCGCAGCGGCGAGUCCGAAUCGACGGCAUCCCCGCGGGAUGAGCCUCUGCUGUGGAAUCCGCUCUUGCUGGACGCCCACGAGCUUCUGCCAGGUCACAACAUCGAGCUGAGCUGGGAUCCGAUCGGGCUAAGAGUGUUGCAGCAUGACUGUGAGGAAUCUGCGACAGAACCUGGGCUCGACUUUCUGGGGAAGCCUCCAGGGCUCGAAGAGUGUGCUGAAGGCCCGGACUUCAUGCAAGACUUCUGGAGUCGAUCAACCACUGCAGGAACUACUGACAGUUGCAAUGACCCGGUGGCGAAUGACAUCUUGGCAUCCGAGAUCGCCAGUGUCCUGUACAUGAUGCAAACAGGAAAACGCACUGCACCCUGGGUGGCAGACUCCGUCAAACAGAGGACUCGACUCCAAGUGAGGGGGUCACCUUUCUGGCCGUCCCCAGGAAAUCUGUUUACCUUCGGACCAGGCCAGGCGCAUUUCUGCACCUGGUGUGGGUCGGCAAGGAUGGUGUAUCACAGAUUCUGCCCUCACUGUGGAGUUCUGUAUCCAGAUCCCAGCAUGCAGACAUUUGAUGCAGAGCCAGAGAGGGGAUUGGCAUAUGCCUUUACUUCUCACAGUUGAAGACGGACAACAUUUGAGUUAUUUUGGGUCUGUCUGGGAUGCCAUCCUAUCAGACUUGAAUAAUUGCCACUUUUUAAUGCGUGUGCAGCGUUGCUUUUGCAGCUGCCACUGUGAAGAGGACGCGUUUGUGAAUUCUUUGGGCUCAUUCGAGCCGUUUGGGAAGCAAUAGGUACAGAAUCAGCUUCCAAGAAGGUAGCGAACUCAUUGGCCUUGACUUUUGCACAGGCAUUGUUUGAGGCUUCACGCAACGCCAUGCAAGCCACUUCAAUGCGGAAAUGUGCUUGCAGUUGAGCAGGAUGUUGAACCUGAUCGCUGCAUUUGGCCGAGAGCUGAGCUGGGGCACAUCUUUCGCCAUUGCCAUCGAUGACAGAGUGCCAGCAUUUUGCGUAGCCUGGUGGACGGAAGCGUUUGAAGGGGCUGCCGUUUGUCUGCUGCAUCCGAGCCUUAUCCAUUUCUUCCUUUGGGACCAAGUUCUUGUAGGGCCUGGUGCUCAUAUACUCUCGCAGUCCUUGGCAGUACGGCUACGAAUGAUGAUUGCUCCAUCUUGAACAAUUGUUUGGCGUGGCAAUUCAAGGGAUCAUUCUAGCAAUUCCUGCCAUUGUUCCUGACUGCAUACCCCACAUUUUAUAAGGAGGAAUACCAUCCUCAAGCCAACAAAACACAUGGCAAAACUUACUUUCUCCUUGAAUUCC